AUGGACCAACCAAUCGACACCAAACCACCUCUCCGCCCAACCACACCUUCUUCAUCCGCUGCUACAAGCGAUCCCGCUCAAGAAGAAAAGCACCUUUCAGGAACACACAAGGAGCUCGGCCACAAGUCCUCCACUCUCAGGUCUCAGCCCUCUCACAAUUCUCUACGAUCCAAUGUCCCAGUACGGGACGUCCAUGGCUGGAAAUGGGUUCUCGUCGUCAUUUCUCUCUGCUCGGCCACCUUCCUUUGGGGCUUAGACGGAACGAUCACCGCGGAUAUCCAAGCUACGUUCGUACGAGAAUUUCAAUCGAUCGAUAAAUUGGCAUACUGUUCCGUUGCGUUCUUCUUGGGGGCUGCAGCGGUGGUUUUGACAUGGGGACAAGUUCUGGGACAGUUCAACUGCAAAUGGGUGUUUAUCCUUUGCGUAGUCGUGUUCGAAAUCGGUAAUGUGCUCUGUGGUGCAGCGCCAAAUAUCGAUGUUUUGAUUGCUGGACGUGCUAUCACUGGCGUCGGAGGCAGUGGCAUGUAUGUUGGAGUGUUGACGCUGCUGUCGAUGAGCACGACUGAGAAGGAGCGCGCUCUAUACAUGGCGUUCCCUGCACUUACCUGGGGUACUGGAACGGUUCUUGGUCCUAUCAUUGGCGGUGCCUUUGCAGAGUCUUCGGCAACCUGGCGAUGGGGAUUCUACGUCAACAUCUGUGUUGCAGGACUCUUCGCGCCAGUGUAUUUCUUUCUUGUCCCGUCAAAGGAUCCGCAGCCAAAUGCUUAUUGGAAGACACGGCUGUACAACAUCGAUUUCGUUGGUACGACGCUGCUUGUUGGGAGCACCACUUCUCUGGUACUGGCGAUUUGCUUUGGUGGUCUGACAUUCCCAUGGACUUCUGGAUCCAUGAUCGCUUUAUGGGUCGUGGCUGGUGCGCUGCUGCUCAUCUUCGCUGUGCAGCAAGGAACUGGCUUUGCAGCUCGCCAAGUGGUGUUCCCGGUCCAGAUGAUGAAGGAUCUUCGAGUGGUGAUCAUCUUCAUCAAUGAGUGUUGCUCCUCUACGGCGUGCUUCCUGCCAAUAUAUUUCAUCCCGCUGUAUUUCCAGUACAUUCAGAACGAGACCGCCCUGGAAGCUGGUGUUCGUCUGCUGCCGCUAGUCUUUUUAAUGGUCGGAACAGUAUUGCUCUGCGGCGCCGUGGUGACAGCAACUGGAAAAUGGAUCCCCUGGUUCUUCUAUGGAGGUGUGCUGGUUGUCGUUGGUGGAGCACUCCUCUAUACUGUGGACGAAACCACCUCUACCGCCAGACUUUACGGGUAUACCGUUAUCCUUGGCUCAGGCGCUGGAGCGUACGUGCAGAUGCCAUUCAACGCGUGCCAAAUGCUCGUCGAUCCGAGCUUGAUUCCUGCUGCAACAGGUCUCAUCACCUGGGGCCAGCUAGCAGCGCCUGCUAUCACCCUCAGUAUUGCCAAUGCCAUUUUCUUGAACCAAGCCAAGGAUGCAUUGACUGCCAUACUGCCUGCAGACGCGCCAGUAUUGGAGAUCGUGUCUGGAGCCAGCAAGCAGUAUCUCAUCGACCUGGACGAGGCGACUCGACAAGCAGCCAUUCACGCGAUUGUGAGGGCUUUGGCUCAGAACUAUGUUCUGGUCUUCGUGGGAGGCGCUCUGACAUUGAUUUUGAGCGUAGUCCUUUGCAUCAAGAUGCAGCGAUUCUUUUGA
Cercospora beticola is the source of this 1698-nucleotide messenger RNA. RefSeq lists its product as uncharacterized. Lineage: Eukaryota; Fungi; Ascomycota; Dothideomycetes; Mycosphaerellales; Mycosphaerellaceae. Gene Ontology annotation, molecular function: transmembrane transporter activity. Gene Ontology annotation, biological process: transmembrane transport. The record is from RefSeq and is a predicted model, not a curated record. Gene Ontology annotation, cellular component: plasma membrane.